AUGGGGCGCUGCUGCUGAGCGGGCUGCUGCUGCUUGAGGAGUGGAUGGGUAUCAGUCAGUGAGUGGUCCUGUUUCGGUGUAAGAGUGAAAUUCACAGGACUGCUCUAAGAUGUCUUACAGAAAGGAGCUGGAGAAAUACCGAGACCUGGAUGAAGACAAGAUUCUUGGUGCCCUGACGGAGGAGGAGCUCAGGAAGCUGGAGAAUGAACUGGAAGAGCUGGAUCCUGAUAACGCAUUGCUACCAGCAGGGCUCAGACAGAGGGAUCAGACACAAAAGCCACCAACCGGCCCGUUCAAAAGGGAAGAACUCAUGGCCCACCUGGAAAAGCAGGCAAAAGACGUUAAAGACAGAGAAGACUUGGUUCCUUUCACAGGCAAAAAGAGAGGGAAAGCUUGGAUCCCCAAGGAGAAGCCGAUGGAUCCUGUUCUGGAAAGUGUGACUCUGGAGCCGGAGCUGGAGGAAGCCCUCGCUAAUGCCUCUGAUGCAGAGCUCUGUGACAUUGCUGCCAUCCUUGGCAUGCACACCUUGAUGAGUAACCAGCAGUACUACGAGGCACUGGGGAGCAGCACUAUUGUGAACAAAGAAGGGCUUAACAGCGUGAUUAAACCCACGCAGUACAAGCCAGUUCCUGAUGAGGAGCCAAACUCAACGGACGUGGAAGAAACUCUGAAACGAAUACAGAACAACGAUCCUGACCUCGAGGAAGUCAACUUUAACAAUAUUAUGAAUAUUCCCAUACCAACUUUAAAAGCCUGUGCUGAAGCACUGAAAACUAAUACCUAUGUGAAGAAGUUCAGCAUAGUUGGAACGAGGAGCAACGAUCCUGUUGCUUUCGCGCUGGCAGAAAUGCUGAAGGUCAACAACACGCUGAAGAGCCUGAAUGUGGAGUCAAACUUCAUCUCUGGGUCUGGCAUCCUUGCUCUCGUUGAAUCACUCCAGGGUAACACAACCCUGGUGGAGCUUCGGAUUGACAACCAGAGCCAGCCCUUGGGCAACAACGUGGAAAUGGAAAUUGCAAACAUGUUGGAAAGAAACACCACCCUGCUGAAGUUUGGGUACCAUUUCACCCAGCAAGGUCCCCGGCUUCGUGCGUCCAAUGCCAUGAUGAACAACAACGACCUCGUGAGGAAGAGGAGACUUGCGGAGCUGAAUGGGCCUAUUUUUCCCAAGUGCAGAACUGGAGUGUAAUUCCUGGCUACGGAGGUCAUCCCCAGUGAUCUGUGCUACACUGUGGAAAGCCAAAGGCAAAAGUGCCUUGACAGAGUAUGUGUGGUGCCUCACUUCUGUUUUAUGCACUAGCAGUUUAAGUUAAGUAGCGGCUGUAGUUGAAGAUUUUAAUUCAGUAGGACUGUUGGUGUUUUCUGUAGAGUUGGAAACUAUUCAAGCCAGUAACAACCUGACAAUUUUAUGCAAUCUCAGUUUAGAGUGCAUCCCAGUGUAAAAGUGACUUAAUUACCCUGGGACCUACCUUUUCUAUAAACUUUCUGCACGGUGUUUCAUAUAGUUAGGAUGUGAUAUGCAUGAGUGAAAGAUUCAACUGUUUCACACAAAUUACAGAAGUAUUAAAAAAAUACUUUAUUUUUUUUUCAAAAUUGAUCUCAAAUAUCUAUAGAGGAGCAACUAGUUUAACAAGCACUUCUGCUAUCCAGAAACAUGGCUGAUUUCAGGAAUUGUGAAUUGUUAAUUUUUUCCUGACAUUUGCUGAGUCAAUUAGCUGGAGAUGCUGUAUCAAACGCAUCCCUGUGUUUCUUACAAAAGAUUGACUCCCUACCCUUAUCCCCCCAUUUAAAUUUAAAUUAAGGCCACCAAUUACAAAAUAAGACUCGAAAACUGAUGUUGGAGGAUGGGUUAAUAUUGUUCUGUCCUGUGCAUGUCUGAAUAAAAACUUCAGCUUUAUAGAGACCUGAUGCAAACACCAAGUCCCCAGAAAUAGCCAAGCUAAUCAGUAAAUGACAGUCCUCUCUUCUAGCCCCCAACCCUCUCAGUUACACUAUGUUAAAAAUGUGUGUCCAGAUUUUCACUGGAAAUGAGUCAAAUCCUCUCUCCAUUGCUUUGUUGAGAUGAUCCUGCUCACUAAAUUCUGUUAGGCUAGGCAUUGUUUUGCUUGCUCUCCCCCCUAACAUCUGCAUAUAUACAACACUGAACACUGCACCCUUGGAAAGCUGCUAACAGAAAUAUCCUGACUGUGACCUUAUGCUGUGUGCAGCCUGGCAGCUUUUUGUCAGCCUACCACCCAUCCUCUAGCCCGGGAGCAAUUCCCCCAGGAACACACAGCUCCCAGGCAAGCUGUGGAUCAGACCCAGGACUGUCCCAUCUGAAAUGCCUGCUGUUACCAUGGCUGGGAUCCUGAUUGGUACAAAGACUUGCCUGGCACAAGUGUUGCAGUACUAAAGCCUUAUUCUUGGUCUGAUGAAAACAUAGCCUAGCAAAUCCAAUAGAAUUUGUCUGUAUACGUCUGUUAAGAGUAAAGUUCUGCAGCCUCUUGCACAUACUCCAGGAAAGCCCCCAGAUUUCUACAGAGCUUGUGCACAAAUACGAUUUGGCUCUGAAAAAUAAAGCAGAGAAACACUAUACUGUCAGCAAUGUGGGAAACAUACUUGUUGCUCUUCAAAUCUUAAUAAAUAUGCCAAUGAUGCCAAAUGAAA
Oxyura jamaicensis (ruddy duck) is the source of this 2646-nucleotide messenger RNA. It is a transcript of the gene TMOD1, whose product is annotated as tropomodulin 1. Gene Ontology annotation, molecular function: tropomyosin binding. The coding region runs from base 110 to 1189 and encodes 359 amino acids. Gene Ontology annotation, cellular component: myofibril; striated muscle thin filament. The record is from RefSeq and is a predicted model, not a curated record. Gene Ontology annotation, biological process: myofibril assembly; muscle contraction; pointed-end actin filament capping. Lineage: Eukaryota; Metazoa; Chordata; Aves; Anseriformes; Anatidae. The transcript is spliced from 10 exons.